Messenger RNA from Lagopus muta (rock ptarmigan), 5104 nucleotides. It is a transcript of the gene MALT1, whose product is annotated as MALT1 paracaspase. Gene Ontology annotation, biological process: proteolysis. Bases 33 to 2486 code for a protein of 817 amino acids. Gene Ontology annotation, molecular function: cysteine-type endopeptidase activity. The record is from RefSeq and is a predicted model, not a curated record. The transcript has 17 exons. Lineage: Eukaryota; Metazoa; Chordata; Aves; Galliformes; Phasianidae.
GGCCGUGGCUGGCGGCGGGCGGCGGCGGGGCGAUGUCGGAGCCGCCGCGUAGCCCGCCGGGCUCGCUGCCCCUCAGCCGCCUGGCAGAGCCGCUGCUGCGGAGGCUGAGCGAGCUGCUGGACCGCGCGGCGCCCGGCAAGGGCUGGCGGGAGCUGGCGCAGCGCGCGGGAAGCCGCGGCCGCGUCCGGCUGAGCCCCCUGGAUUUAGAGCAGUGUUCCCUCAAAGUUCUGGAGCCAGAAGGAAGCCCAAGCUGGAGCCUCUUGAAGCUGCUGGGUGACAGAGGCUGCACAGUAGUGGAGCUGGUGGAGUUCCUGCAGGCCAUGGAACACACAGAGGCUCUCCAGUGUCUCAGCUAUUCAGGCAUCAAGAUUGUUGUACAGCCAGACUCUCAAGCAGUGCUCUGUGGCCAGGUUGUCAAGCUGUGUUGUUGGGCAACAGGACACCCAUUUGUACAUUACCAGUGGUUCAAACAGAAGAAAGAGGUUCCCCAUGGUAAUUCUCCAGAACUGGUUCUGAAUCCAGUGAAAGUGAAUGAUGCUGGCUUUUACAUCUGUCGAGUGAACAGUGAAUCUUCAUUUACAUUCAGUCGGUGGGCACGACUGGAAGUUUGUGAUCUCCAGGGUACAGCUCAUGGGGGCUUAAUUGGUUUGCCUGAAAAGAAGCUGUGCAUUUGUAUUCAGCCUCAGCCACAAAACCUGACUGUGGGAGACGCUUUGGUAUUAGAAUGUGGAGCUGUUGGAAACCCAAUUCCUCAAUACCAGUGGUUCAGAAAUGGAUUUCCCUUGGCAAAUGGAAGCAGAAAUGUCUACACGGUGUCUUGCGUGGACAUGGAACAUGGGGGAACGUACUGGUGUCACGUAUUCAAUGACCAGGAAGACCAAGACAGCAAGAAGAUAGACGUCAUUGUAGGAAGGAAAGCUAUGGCAGUGGAGUGCACAGAAGAAGAGCUAAGUGAUCUUCAGAAAACAGCAGACCUACAGGAACAGUUCAGUGACAGACCUUUUGCAACAGACAAGGUGGCUCUGUUAAUAGGAAAUAUGAGCUACUGGAAUCACCCCCAGCUCAAGGCCCCAAUGGUGGAUGUCUAUGAACUGACCAAUUUGCUAAGACAGUUGGAUUUCAAAGUUGUUUCUUUGCUGGAUCUUACUGAGUCUGAGAUGCGAAAUGCGGUGGACGAAUUUUUACUUCUACUAGACAGAGGAGUAUAUGGUUUGCUGUACUAUGCUGGCCAUGGCUAUGAAAACUAUGGGAACAGUUUCAUGGUUCCUAUUGAUGCUCCAAAUCCCUACCGAUCUGCAAACUGUCUGUGCGUGCAGAACAUCCUCAAACUAAUGCAGGAAAAAGAGACAGGACUCAAUGUGUUCCUACUGGAUAUGUGUCGGAAAAGAAAUGAAUACGAUGAUACAAUCCUCAUCCUAGAUGCUCUGAAGGUUACUGCCAACAUUGUUUUUGGAUAUGCCACGUGCCAAGGAGCAGAAGCUUUUGAAAUUCAGCAGUUGGGAUUGGCCAAUGGAAUCUUCAUGAAGUUCUUGAAGGAGCGUUUGCUGGAGGACAAGAAGAUCACAGUGCUGCUUGAUGAAGUUGCUGAAGAUAUGGGCAAGUGUCACCUCACCAAAGGCAAGCAAGCUUUGGAGAUCCGCAGCAGUUUGUCUGAGAAAAGGGCAUUAUCUGAUCCCAUUCAACAAACCAUGUCUUCUGCAGAGUCCAUGGCAAGGAACCUACAGUGGGCCAAAGCUCAUGAGCUUCCGGAAAGCAUGUAUCUUGAAUUCAAAUGCGGCGUCCAGAUUCAGCUGGGGUUUGCAGCAGAGUUCUCCAAUGUCAUGAUAAUCUACACACGAAUAGUAAAGAAGCCACCUGAGAUAGCUGUUUGCAGAGCCUGCGUUACAGACUUCCCACUUGACCUGGAUGUGGAUCCUAAAGAAGCCAACAAAGGAACUCCUGAGGAAACUGGAAGCUAUUUAGUUUCAAAGGACCUUCCCAAACACUGCCUCUACACCAGGCUAAGUUCUCUGCAAAAGCUAAAGGAACACUUGAUCUUCACUGUUUGCUUGCACUAUGAGUAUCCAGGAAUAGAAGACACAAUGGAUGAAAGAAAGGAAGUUAAUGUUGGGAAGCCCCUCAUUGCUAAAUUGGGCCUCCACCACAGAUUCAGAAAUAACUGUCUCCAGACCUGUUGUGUGGCUAAUAAUCUUUUUCACAGUCCAGCAGAAUCAAGCCCUGUGGUAACUAAAUACUACUUCCCUAGUCGCUGCCAACCAAAUUCCUGCCCAGGGGCUUACCAUCCAAACUGUACUUGCCCAGGCAGCACUGGACAUCUAGAGGCAUGUUCUUGCAACGGGACUUCAAGAAUGUUAGCUUCGAGACAUGAAGUCCAGAAUUACUCAUCCCCUGCAGAAAAGAGCAACGUGCCAAUAGAGACCACUGAUGAUACUGUUGAGCUGGAAUUCCUCCUGUCCGAUAGCCUCAGCUUAUCCAAGCAGCAGUAGCUGUGAUGUCUUCAGCAAAGAUCCUUUUUUCCGUUCUGAACAGGAGAUCCUCCACACUGCUUGCUCGAAUUCUGGACUUUGGAGAUUUGGGGAUACAGGGCCUGGGGGAUGUAGAGUUGGUAGUGGGAGUGAGGCUGUGUCUUGUGUCGGUUCAUAUUGCUCUCAGGGAAAAAAUUCCACAUCCGAGGAAGCAAAACUGGACUGAUAGAUUUAGGAAAGAAAAGGCAUAGUUUUUGGUUUUGGUCCUACCAUUCAAGAUUUGAAAAGUGGGGAGAAAAAAAUCCAAGCUCCUCAGAUUCCUACUGCAUGAUUCAGCAGACAAGAAAGUAAAGAACACAGGCAGUCGUGAGUCUCUGGGAGGAAGCUUCCCAUCUGUGUUAGAGAAUGCAUAGAAGCCAGGUUCUGGUGACAGAGUUUCUCUUGAAGGUAAAGCCUUGGAUCUUCCCAGCUGCUGCUUCUGUACCUACCAGGGUUAUAAGAUUUACUGUAAGUGAGUGCCUUUUAAAUAAAUAAACAGUUUUUAGAGAGGAAAUGCUUGUUCUCUGCAAACAAGCAAACAAAAAACAUGCCUCGCUGUCAGAGGAAAAAGAUGUCGAUAGACGUAAGCAGGGAACUGAUUUUCCAUUUUCUCUAUGAUUUAAUGUGAUUAAAGAAAUUCAUUAACCCCAAAAUGAUAAAUAAUACCUUUCCCUUCAGUUUUUCAGUAUCCAGAGGCUUUUUACAUACCGCAUUAGAACGAGGUUUUGUGUUUUAACAUGUUAGAACGACCUCCUGCUGGUUGUAUGAGGUGACACACAGAAAUCCAAAGCAGAGCUUUCACACAAGUGAACAAGUGUGGUGUUUUGAUGUUCUGGUGUUAGGGAUUGUCUCCUUCAAGCUUCAGUUUCUUUCCUUCCUUGUGUAUUUAUUAGGAUCAGUCCCUGACAUUUCAGCCUUCUGGAUCUGGCUCAUGAUCAGCUGUUACCGCACUCUGCAUUCUGCCCACGUCUCACAGAAAUCAGAUGUCAGGCUGUGCAAGGAAAACAAAACAAGGAUGGAAAGAGGAAUUGAGUAAAUAAACUAGCCAUUUAUUAUUUUGGGGGGGAGGGUACUGGAUUACAAAUAGUCAGAGGGAGAAAAGCUCACAGGUUGAUACCAGGGCGCAUUGUUCUUGUUGCGAUGCUCUUCCGUGAGCCACAAGGUUUUUGCUGAUUGCAUUUCUGCAAGGCUGGUCUUUUCCUGUCCUGGAAGAACACUAAAUGUGAGCUGAAAAAGUGCCUGUUCCUAGCGAGCAAAGUACUGCAUAAGUAACCAAGCAGCAAAAUGUGCUGAGAUACAAAAAUGAAUGGGUGAAAUGGCUGAGAGCUUUGGGCUCUCGGUUACAGGGCGGUGAGCCUGGAGAGAAGCCAUUGCUUCCUUGUGCUGAUUGAAACAAGCAAGCAAAACCCAAACAGCCUGCUCAGUUUUCCAGGCUGAAAGAACUCAUGUUCUUUCAAGCUGAGAAGAUAAAGAAGUCUAAGCCAAGAACCCAAGAUGGUGAUUCCAGCAUGUCCAAACGCAGCAAAUGAAGCUCCUCCACAGUGUGCAAGUGUGGGAUGCUGGCUUCGUGGCAGGGCCUGAGCUGUCGUGUAUUGCCCUGCAGCCUCCACAUGUGUGUGUUCCCUUUGGAGCUUAAUGAUGGAGUUCAGUUCUCUAGACCAGAUGUCAAAAAGAAGCUUCUAAGUCUCAUGGCCUCACGGUGUCACUAAGCAGAAGGCAGCUGGCCCUGUACUGAAAGGCAAGGGAGCUGCUCCCGUGUGGUCUGCUAUUCCUGCAUCCACCAAAGAGGGCAGAAGGAACCCUCUUCAGUGCUGAGGUUUUUUGAUCGGCACUCAGGAGAAGACGGUUCUGCUGCUGAACUAUUUUGCAUAUUCAGAUUCAGGUUUGCUCAAAAAAGACUUUAAUUUUUUUUUUUAUUAUUAUUAUUUUACUUUGCUGUGUGUAUCAGGAGUCACCAACAGCAGACCAGGCUGCCAGAGCCACAUCCAGCCUGGCCUUGAAUGCCUCCAGGGAUGAAGGCAUCCACAGCCUCCUUGGGCAACCUGUUCCAUCAUUAAAUAAUCUUUGUUUUCUUAGACAAAUUAAGUAGGUACCCUAAAAAAAAAGUUGAAUAUUCUCACUGAUGUAAUGGGCAAAGCAAUUUAAACCUUCAUUUGAGCACAGAGCCUUCCGUGGUCCCAGCAAUCCCAGCAGAGUGUGAGCAGCACUGCUGGCCAGGUCUGCUCAUCUCAUCUGUGCUGCCAGGUGGGUGUGCAUACCUGUAAAUUAACGUGGUCAUCUCCAAAACGACAGCUGUACUGAACUGAUCUGUAUAUGAGCUUCUGAUUUCUCCUUUGGAGAACAGGGAAAUAUUUAUUGAUGACUGAGAUGCACUGUGCAUUAAUUAUCCUAUGCAGUAUGCAGCUGGCCUAUAGGUUAAAAUUACAGCUCGAUGAAUGUCCCAGUACUGUAAUAUUAUUUGGUACUUUGUCACCAUUUUCUACUUUGUAUGAGAACUUUGUUUCUUACUCCUGAAAUAAACUGUUGCUCACAAGGUAUCUGUGCAGGUGCAGCUGCUGUUUUCUCCUGCUCCUAGUUCAAAAAAACAACACUGCAUUAGA